Arctia plantaginis is the source of this 717-nucleotide messenger RNA. NCBI's taxonomy places the organism in Eukaryota, Metazoa, Arthropoda, Insecta, Lepidoptera, Erebidae. The record is from the annotation of a GenBank genome assembly.
AUGGAGGCACUAAAAAGUGACCCGCCGAAGCUUCCCGACAUGGUCAUGUGCGGCGAUCACCCUUCGUUCAUUAAAAGCGAACUGAACGUGAACAUGGAUGGCAAGGAGAAAGAGAAGCUGAAAGACAAGAACGUGCUGUCUUAUGCAAAAAUAUCACCAACGACAUCCCACACGGAGGGUCCCACAGAGAGCCGCGCGCGCCUCACGUCGGAGCACGCGCUGCGCCGCCGCGUGCGCGAGCUGGAGCGCGACCGGCCCGACCUGGCGCCGCUCGCCCCCGCCCGCCCCGACCGCCCCGCCGCGCAAGUGUUCCCGUUCGGCGCGCUGGGUAGCUUCAGGUGGCCGCCGUAUAUACUGGCCGUGUGGGUGCUAGUGCUGGUGCUCACGCACGUGCUGCACUGCCUCGUCAGCGUGCUCGGGCGAGCACUACCGGUAUUAAAGAAAUGCACCCAGUAUUUCAGAACAUGGUCAGAGGAAACAUGGAAUGGGCAGACAGAUCUUAACCAGAAGUUGGUCCCGGUCGGUCUGGCGGCGAUUACGGCGAUGCUGUACUGUGUUUAUUUCGCACUCUACAUCAUCUACGGUGUAGUGGUGUGGUCCGUCGAGCCGCUCUGUUCCGACGUGGACGAGAACCGUAGCAGCAUUGACUUGGAGGCAAAGGUCGUUGACUACAUCGAAGACUCAAAUAGCAAAACAAAUUCCAACAUCAAACCAUAG